Mesorhabditis belari is the source of this 525-nucleotide messenger RNA. The record is from the annotation of a GenBank genome assembly. NCBI's taxonomy places the organism in Eukaryota, Metazoa, Nematoda, Chromadorea, Rhabditida, Rhabditidae.
AUGCCCUAUUCACAAGCGAGGCGCUUUCAAAACGGGAACAUCACGAAUUUCGUCUACGCGGAGAACGUGAUCAUUCAACAAGAUUCCCACGGUCGUGGGAGACGCCAUCAAUCACAGGAUCGGAGAGGAGGAAACAAGUUCAACAACUACCAUAAUCGCAAAUCGAGGAGUUUGCCGCGCUUAAAUGUCGAAGCGCCACCCAGCUACAAUCAAGCAAUUUCACAUCAGAGAAAGAGAGAAGUGAUUUGCACGAACUCCUUGAAAAUCACCUCACAUCCUCUUGUUUGGGGAAAGCUUCAAAUUGUUGAAAUUGAAAAUUUCUCUGGUGAUGAUCAAAGUCUCCGCUUUCACGGUCAUCGAUGUCGUUGCUCGCAUAAAGGAUACAAUUUGUGGUCUGGGAGGAGAUUGAGAGUUCAAGUGCAUGGUUGCGAUGAGUUUGACGAGGACAGCGAGCUUCGCAUCAAAACAACCCCAACCGAUGAACUGGAUGGAGAACCAGAAAGGAUUACGAUAAGAAUGGGGUGU